AUGUCAACCAGCUGGUUCCUCCCCUUCGCCUUCAUGCUCCCCACCCUCCACGCCGCCAUCCUCCUCUCUACCACCAAACACAAACCCCCCAGACGCCUCACCUACCUCCCAACCCUGGCUGGCGCAAUCUACUGGCGCAUCUACCACCUCCCCCAGACCACCAUUCACCCCUUCGCCAAAUGCGCCACCGCCGUGCUCCUCCUCGUCAACGGCCUCCACUCCAUCAACCUCCUCUUCCUCCUCGACACCAUCCCCGAGUACACCCCCUUCCUCCCAGCAGUCAACCUCGUCCUCAACCUGCGCGGCAUCGGCACCCCCUGGCAAGCACGCCACCUCCCCCACUGGCCCGCCGCCUUCGCCCACCGACCCCCGUCCCGUCCCGCCUUUCUCGCCCGCCAAUGUGCCAUCUUCGCCUGGCAGUACCUCGCCGUCGACCUCAUCCUGACCCAGUCAGGUCGCGGCGUCGAUCCCACUGCGCCCCAUAAUCUCAAGUGGCUGUUCCUGGACCCGUCGUCCACUCGCUGGUUCCCCCGCUUGCUCUCCGCCCUCUGGACCCCGCUUAUUCUCCUCCGUCUCGUCAUUGAUGGGCCCUACCGCUUCUUUUCUAUCGUCUUCGUGGCUGCACGUCUCGUGCCCCCGGCGCAGUUUCCGCCCCUGUAUGGGAGUAUCUGGGAUGCGUGGUGUUUGAGGAAUGUUUGGGGAAAAUACUGGCACCAACUUUUCCAGCUCCCCCUCCGCAUCCCCAUCACAACCCUCAUCACCAACUCCCGCCCAAUCGCCAUAACUCUCAUCUUCCUCCUCUCCGGCCUCAUCCACCACUUCGCCUCUCCCGCCAUUGACACUCCAGCUACCUCCUCCUCAACCGCAGUCCCCUACUUCCUCGGCUUCGCCAUCGCCGUCAUCCUUGAAGUUGUUUUCUCCCGUCUCUUCUCCCGUCUCUCUCUCCCACCCAGUAUCACCUCAAUAAUCCCCCAAAAGCAAGCCUUCCACGCCAUCGGCUUCCUCUGGGUCGGAGCGUGGCUGGCUGCCUUGUCUCCGCUGUAUAUUGCCGACGUGGCGUCCUUCUUUGCGACCCAUCGGAUGGGAUUACCUGGUGAUGUGCUCCUGUCCUAA
Messenger RNA from Aspergillus campestris IBT 28561, 1113 nucleotides. Its product is annotated as wax synthase family protein. Bases 1 to 1113 code for a protein of 370 amino acids. The transcript has 3 exons. The record is from RefSeq and is a predicted model, not a curated record. NCBI's taxonomy places the organism in Eukaryota, Fungi, Ascomycota, Eurotiomycetes, Eurotiales, Aspergillaceae.